Molecule: messenger RNA, 711 nt
Organism: Nerophis lumbriciformis (worm pipefish)
Lineage: Eukaryota; Metazoa; Chordata; Actinopteri; Syngnathiformes; Syngnathidae
Source: RefSeq, a predicted model, not a curated record
AUGUUUUGUCAUCUACACCGUAGAUUUUUCAAUUCGUCGAGUUGUCUCGCGAAGAAGAAAACCAACGCAGAGCACAGGUGGCUCACGCGGCAGUCGAAGGACCCUUUCGUCAAAGCUUCGCACACCCUCAACUUUCGCUGUAGGAGCGCCUUCAAGUUGCUGGAGAUCGACGACAAGUUCCGCCUCCUACAACCGGGUUUCUCCGUGGUGGACUGUGGAGCGGCGCCCGGAGCCUGGAGCCAGGUGGCCGUGCACCGGGUCAACUCAGCGGGGACCGAUUCAACGUCACCCCUGGGUACUGUAGUCGGCAUCGACCUCCUAAACAUACCACCUCUGGACGGCGCGCACUUCCUGUCCAACCACGACGUCGCCGACUGCAUCACACACGCCAAGCUGCUGGACCUCCUUCCCGGCGGACAGGCUCACAUCCUCCUUAGCGACAUGGCGCCCAACGCCAGCGGCUUUCGGGAGCUGGACCACGAGAGACUCGUCAAGUUGUGCGCAUCUCUGCUGGUCUUGGCAGAGAAAAUUUUGCGGCCGGGAGGCACUCUGCUGUGCAAAUACUGGGAUGGUGCCCUGGCCCGUCAUCUCCAGGACAAAUUCUGUCUCGCGUUUGGGAGCGUUCAGAGUUUAAAGCCAAACGCAAGCCGGAAAGACUCCGCUGAGAGGUAUUUCCUCGCCAGAAACUAUAGGAGACCAGUCAAGGGAUAG